Molecule: messenger RNA, 1329 nt
Organism: Penicillium subrubescens
Lineage: Eukaryota; Fungi; Ascomycota; Eurotiomycetes; Eurotiales; Aspergillaceae
Exons: 1
Coding region: 1-1329 (442 amino acids)
Source: RefSeq, a predicted model, not a curated record
AUGCGCCGCAACGAACAAUUCCGACCGGGGCGGGAGCCCCUGUCCGAUCAUCCCCACCUAACCCUCCGCCGAAGUCAUGUUUCUGGUCCUUUCUCGUUCCUAAAUCCCACCUGGGCGCGGUACGCGCCUACCCCAGCCCCUGGACAAACUAAGCCUGGUACCCUGGCACAAGAAGAAGAAAAGCCAGAAACACCCGCACCAGCACCAGAGCCAAAUCCCCCGGCCAAGGCUCGAUCUGUCGAGCAUCUCUGGCGCUCGCGCGACAAUCGCAAGGGGAGACAUGCGCUGAAGGUUGAUUAUCGCGCUCCGACCCCAGAAACGGGGUACAUUGCGCCACCGCCGACGACAACGUUUAGAGCUGUGGUACGGGGUAUCCUGCGAAUGGCGAUGCGUGCGCCUUUCUGGGAUGUCUCAUGGCUAGUCGCUGUUACUUUCACCCUUGGAUCGGUGAUCUGGAUCAUCAAUGCUUUUUUCGUGUGGUUGCCGCUCGUGGAUCCGGGGACGGAGUUCUCGGGCGAGGUUCUGCAGGGUGGGGGUAUAAGCGCGUUUAUCGGCGCGACGGUGUUUGAAAUUGGCAGUGUGCUUUUAUUGCUUGAGGCUGUUAAUGCUAAUCAGACUGGUUGUUUUGGUUGGGCUUUGGAGACGGAGUUGAGAAAGGCGGAGAAUCAUGGGACUCAGCCUGUUACGGAGGUGAAGCCUAGCGAGGAUGAGUGUCGACAUCACCAUACGAAUAGGCGGAAUCUUGUUGGUGUUGGGAGAAAUUUGUCUCAUCAACUAUCUCGUGAUCUUUCGAAUGGAUAUACGACGUCUUCGUCGGAUGGGAAGUCAUUUCGCUGGCUUCCAUCUUGGACUGAAUUGCGGACACAUUACCUCCAUGAACUGGGUUUUCUGGCAUCUUUGACCCAGUUCAUUGCGGCUACGAUUUUCUGGAUCGCUGGUUUCACUGGUCUCCCCGGGAUUAUCGACCAUAUGAGUCAGCGAGUGACGAACGGUGUUUACUGGGUUCCUCAAAUAGUGGGCGGAACUGGAUUCAUUCUCAGCGGACUACUAUUUACUCUCGAGACGCAAGAAAAGUGGUAUCGGCCAGCUUUUCAUGUCCUCGGCUGGCACAUUGGGGUCUGGAACUUCAUUGGCGGUAUUGGGUUCACUCUUUGCGGUGCAUUGGGGCCCGCAAGUACUGCAUCGGGUGUGGAGUAUCAAGCUACUCUUGCGACGUUUUGGGGGUCCUGGGCAUUCAUGAUUGGAUCGACGAUACAGUGGUAUGAGAGUUUGGAGAAGUAUCCAGUUGAGAGAAAAACAGAUGACAGUGCAUCGAUUCAGAGCGUGUAG